This is a messenger RNA of Lolium perenne, 730 nucleotides long. RefSeq lists its product as uncharacterized. The record is from RefSeq and is a predicted model, not a curated record. NCBI's taxonomy places the organism in Eukaryota, Viridiplantae, Streptophyta, Magnoliopsida, Poales, Poaceae.
CCACCUCCUGCAGUCCUUCCAGCCAAUUAAUCAGGCAGCAGCAAGUUAAACGGAACCCACAGAACUAAGAUAUGGAGGACUACUACUACUUCCCCGACUCCUUGGAGACGACCGCGGAAAUCGGCACAAGCUUCCGAGUCGUGCACUCCUCGUCCCACAAGCGGAGCUCGCCGUCGCCUAGGCCCCGGCGCACGUCAUCCCGCCGCCUGGAAGCCGAUGAACUUCGCCGCCACUACCUCCACGCCUGCUUCCGGUGCGCGCGCGUUCUUGCCGGAAACAGAGACAUCUUCAUGUACAGAGGCGACACCCCGUUCUGCAGCGAGGAGUGCCGGCAGCAGCAGAUCGACACUGACGAGGCGGCGGAGAAGGGAUCUAAGAAGUCCGUGGCCGCGAAGAGGGAGCAGCAGACGCAGCAGCACCCGCACAGAGUGCCCAUUUGGGCUCGCUAGAAGCAUGGAUCAAUCAGAUGGCUACACACCAAAUACGAAAUACCUCUAUGCAUUUAAGCUACUCCAGCUUCUUCGGUGGUACUGUGUGAUCGGACGAGACGGCUGGCAUGCAUGAUGAACAGCUUGAUGGAGCCGGUUAAACCGUAUUGGAAUCCUGCUCUAGCUCGGAGGCAGAGAAUUGCUGUAUAUGAAUCCACAGGGAGAUACUAGAGGAUUGCUGUUUGCAGCGAGUAACUGUAGGCUGUAGCACCAAGUUGAAAAAAUCCAACAGUUAUUCCCCC